Molecule: messenger RNA, 2603 nt
Organism: Magnolia sinica
Lineage: Eukaryota; Viridiplantae; Streptophyta; Magnoliopsida; Magnoliales; Magnoliaceae
Product: B3 domain-containing transcription factor NGA1-like
Exons: 1
Coding region: 911-2209 (432 amino acids)
Biological process (GO): regulation of DNA-templated transcription
Molecular function (GO): DNA binding; DNA-binding transcription factor activity
Source: RefSeq, a predicted model, not a curated record
UUACAAGAAUCUUGCCUUCUGAAAGGGAAAGGAAGGAGGUCAGGUGGGUGAUGUACGCACCCUUCUCUCUUCCCUAACCUGGCCACCACAAAACCAAUGGUUUUAAAGUCAAAAACCAUCCACCAUAAAAUAAAGGGAAUGAAAAAACCCUAAAACUAGUCUUUUAUGUAGAGUUAGUUAUAUGAUCCUCCACCCUAGGAUAUUUAGUGUCCUCUCAUUUGUCAAUAUGUGGAAAUGGGUCCCGCCGACUGGUGAUCCGGGCCGUUGGUUUGAUAGAAAUUAGGGUAGAUGGGCGAGUUGUGGUGAUUUUCCUGAUGGGAGUGAUUGGUGGGAUGUGAAUGAACGGAUGGGAAGGGAAAUUUAGAAAUGGAACACACCCAAGUGGAGAGUAGAGAGGUAUUGAAAUUGGGUGGGGAGGAUGUUUGAGUGUAAGUGGAGUAUAGAGAUGAGAUGGUCGGGUGGAGUUGAUUGGAACGGAAGAAUCGGAUGAAUGGAAUUCUACGAGAAAGGGAGAUGAAAUGCAAGCUCAUGCUCUCAACAACAACUGGCUUUUGGGGCUUAUAACGAAGGAAAUAUAAAUAGCCAAAUGAUGAAAAGGACAAGCUCACAUGAGCCCAACCAGUUAAUUCAUGGGUCCCGUCCUGUAUAAAGCCUCUCUCUCUCUCUCUCUCUCUCUCUCUCUCAUCUUAUCUUCCUCUUUCUCCUUUUCAGCAAAAAUUAUGGGAAGCUUCGAGGGUGCAACAAGAGCUCUAUAUGUGUGUAAAAGGUCAAUAAGAACCUGACUCUUUCUCUCAUCCCUUGUACUCUUGGUCAAACAAGAAGGCUCUCUCUCUCUCUCUCUCUCUCUCUCUCUCUCUCUCUCUCUCUCUCUCUCUCUCUCUCUCUCUCUCUCUCUCUUCUGUGUGUGUGGAUGGAAUUUCUACAAGGGAGAGAAGCGUAUUGUGAGGAGGAAGAGGAAGAGGAAGGAAAGCAUAUGAUGAUGGGAGAUAUGGGCAAGCACCUAUUUCAAUUCUCUCCUUCCUCCUCUCCAUCUCCCUCUUCAUCUUCUUCUCAGUACAAAGGUGUCAUCCCACAGCCAAAUGGGCGGUGGGGUGCACAGAUAUACGACAGCCACCAGCGUGUCUGGCUUGGAACCUUCGAAUCAGAGGAAGAAGCAGCAAGAGCCUAUGAUAACGCAGCCCUCAGGUGUCGUGGCCGUGAUGCGGUCACCAAUUUCAUGGAUUUGUCCGCAAGUAGUACGGACGGUGCGAUUGAGGCUGAAGGCAGCAGCGCAGCUGCCGGCCCCAUCGAGAGAGAGCACAUGUUCGAUAAGGUGGUGACGCCGAGCGAUGUCGGGAAGCUCAAUCGGCUAGUGAUACCAAAGCAGCACGCCGAGAAGUACUUCCCCCUUGAUUCAGCAGCGAAUGAGAAGGGCUUGCUCUUGAAUUUUGAAGACCGGAGUGGGAAGCCGUGGCGGUUUCGCUACUCCUACUGGAACAGCAGCCAAAGCUAUGUAAUGACCAAAGGGUGGAGUCGUUUCGUUAAGGAGAAGAAGCUUGAUGCAGGUGACAUUGUAUCUUUCGAGCGCGGAAUGGGCGAGUUAGGCAGGGACCGUCUCUUCAUCGACUGGAAGCGUAGGCCAGAUGUGGGGAUGGGGUCUGAUCCAUCUUCCUCCCUACUCUCACCCUUCCCCCAUCCUAUGUCCAUGCACCGGUCAGUCCCAUGGGGUCGCUUGUUCUUGACGCCAUCAGUCUCCAUCUCAAUGCCUCCACAGCCCCAACUGCAGCUACAACAACUGAAUUAUGAUCAAAGGACUUACGGUGGGCCGUACGGUUACAAUGUGGUAAACCCAGGGCCAGUUUUUUACCUGAGAUCACCGGGCCCACAGCAGAUGAGGGGAGUGCAACGGGGUGGUGGCGGUGGUGAUAGGGAUAUGAGUGGGCCGAUGGUAUUCGACUCUGUGCCAGUGGUCCAUGGUAAGGCAGUGGCAUCAGGCAAGCGUCUGAGGCUGUUCGGCGUGAACCUUGAGUGCCCCACCACGGAGGGUGCUGAUGAGGAUGUUUUGUCAUCAACGGCGUCGAUGGUACCACAGACAAUGCCCUCAAACUUACUGAAUUCACCUCGGCCUCAGCCUCCAGUUCAAUUAAGGCUCUUCAAUGGCGACCCAACAGUGCCAUCGGAGUCAUUGAGGAAAGGGAAGCAGUCUUUGUCUUUCGAUCUAGAUAGCUGAGAGAGAGAUGUAUCUGGAUUCUCAACAACAUCUCUUUGUUCUUACACACCCAAAUGGCCAAUCCUUUUCCAAACCACCAUGGAUACCGAAUAAGGAUGUUCGACGAAGAUGACGAUCGGACAGAUGGUGGUGUUCAUGGCCUACUUUUCUUUUUCUUUUCUUUUUUUAAUUUUCUUAUUUGAGCAUGGAAAAAUGCAAUAUAGCCAUACAUCAAGGAUGGGUUUUUUUUUUUUUUUUUUGGAUGUUUGAGUUUGAGAGGGUGGCUGCUCCAUUAUAACACUCUUCUUUUUAAGUGUACAUAUCUAUGAGAAAGAUAUAUAGACUCAUGCACUACAUAUGACAUUCUCCAUUUCAAGAGCCUGGAUUUCCCCAAUUGCAUCCAUGCUUUCAUCAA